GGUUAAAGAGCAACCAGAAAAAAUACCUCCGCUACUGACAAUUGUUUGUGAUUCUGCAGGGAUGGAGGUGACAAGACAGAAUUUUAAAGAGAGCUUAAGCACCGUAUGCAGCGCCAUUGACGAAGCCGACUUUCUUGCCAUAGACGGGGAAUUUUCAGGCAUAAGCGAUGGUCCAUCGGUCAGUGCACUCACGAACGGACUGGAUACGCCAGAAGAGCGCUAUGAGAAGCUGAAAAAGCAUUCCAUGGACUUUCUGCUCUUCCAGUUUGGGCUCUGCACUUUUAGAUAUGAUAAGAACGAAUCAAAGUAUCUUACAAAAUCUUUUAAUUUUUAUGUAUUUCCAAAGCCAUUUAGUAGGAAUUCUCCAGACAAAAAGUUUAUUUGCCAGAGUUCCAGCAUAGACUUUCUGGCCAGUCAGGGAUUUGACUUCAACAAAGUUUUUCGUCACGGCAUCCCCUACCUGAACCAGGAGGAGGAGGUGCAGCUGAGGGAGCAGUACGAGGAGAGGAGGAACCAGUCCAACGGGGCCGGCAACCCCCCCUUCAUAUCGCCCUCCUCCAAGGGAUCCAUCAACGUCCCUGAAGAGCACAAGGACUUCAUCAACCGCGUGGUGGAGAAAGUCGAGGCUCUUCUAAGCAACUCAGAGAAGACUGUGGACUUGGAUCCAUGCACUGGUUUCCAGAGGAAAUUAAUCUACCAGACACUGAACUGGAAGUACCCCAAAGGACUCCAUGUCGAGACAGUGGAAACUGAAAAGAAGGAGCGUUUCAUCCAGAUCAGCAAGGUGGACGAGGAGGAGAGGAGGCGGAGGGAGCAGGCCAAACAAGAGAAGGAGCAGGAGGAGCUGAAUGAUGCUGUGGGAUUCUCCAGAGUAGUACAUGCCAUGUCAAAAUCAGGAAAGCUGGUUGUUGGCCACAACAUGCUUCUGGAUGUCAUGCACACAAUCCACCAGUUCUACUGCCCUCUACCAGAGGACCUCGCUGACUUCAAGGAGGUGACCAUGUGCGUCUUUCCCAGGCUGUUGGACACAAAGCUGAUGGCAACUACUCGACCCUUUAAGGAGCUGAUCACCAACACCUCAUUGGCUGAGCUGGAGAAACAGCUCAAGGAGGGCCCCUUCAAACCCCCUAAAGUCGAAUGUUCUGAAGGCUUCCAAAGCUAUGACACAGGAACGGAGCAGCUCCAUGAGGCUGGCUACGAUGCCUACAUCACUGGCCUCUGUUUCAUAUCCAUGGCCAACUACCUGGGUUCAUUCCUCACUCCACCCAAACCUCACAUCUCUGCCAAAUCCAAGCUAAUCGAACCGUUUUACAACAAGCUCUUCCUCAUGCGAAUCAUCGACAUCCCCUACCUCAACCUCAAUGGACCAGACUUGCAACCGUCACGGGACCAUGUUCUCUAUGUGACGUUCCCCAAAGAGUGGAAAACCAGCGACCUGUACCAGCUGUUCAGUGCCUUCGGAAACAUUGUGGUGUCAUGGAUCGACGACACGUCUGCAUUCGUCUCUCUGAGUCAGACCGACCAAGUGCAGAUUGCCAUGAACACAAGUGAGUUUGCGGAGAGCUACCGCAUCCAGACGUAUGCGGAGUAUGUGAGGGCGAAGCAGCAGCGGGACAAGAACCCGAACGCGCCGGCCAGACGACGCCCCCUGGAGGACGGCUGGAGCGAUGUGCCCUACUGCUCCGCUACCACAGCCAUGACGACCGCCGCAUACAGCUACACGCACAACAGGUCUCUGAUGGGCAAGCGCAGCAUCAGCCCCAUCCAGGAGGAGCAGGGCCCUGACGGAGACGUGGAGGCCAACAGCAGCGGCAGCAGCGGCUGGACCAAUUACAGCACUGUAGACAAAGGCUUCAAGAAAAUCAAAAUGGAUGGGAGUGGUUCAUUUGAUAGUGGGAGUUCCCAGUCGUAUGCAGAUGUGGUGGAGUCCAAGACUAGCGACAGCUGGUUUAAACAACCGGCCACCACUGGCAGGCGGAGCAUGAGCCCGAUCCAGGAGGAAGGGAGUUGCGAGGCGGUCGACGAAUCAGAGUGGCCGCAGCCGUCAGCCAAUCAGGCGGGGAAGAAGGGCGGAAAGCACAAGAAGAUGAAGGCCGAUGAGUCCACAUCCUCCUCCUCAUCGUCGUCCAGUCUCUUCGAUGUUCCACAGGUGUGGUAGCAGGAGCUGGUUCACCCACUCAUCCCCAGCACACCAC
Molecule: messenger RNA, 2195 nt
Organism: Engraulis encrasicolus (European anchovy)
Lineage: Eukaryota; Metazoa; Chordata; Actinopteri; Clupeiformes; Engraulidae
Gene: parn
Product: poly(A)-specific ribonuclease (deadenylation nuclease)
Exons: 26
Coding region: 62-2158 (698 amino acids)
Biological process (GO): nuclear-transcribed mRNA poly(A) tail shortening
Cellular component (GO): cytoplasm; nucleus
Molecular function (GO): RNA binding; poly(A)-specific ribonuclease activity; metal ion binding
Source: RefSeq, a predicted model, not a curated record